CACAAUUUUUUAUUUUUUUGCCAACCUUUUUCCUCCCUUGUGGACCCCAAUUCCAAAAGCCCCACUUCUCUUAUUUAUCUCACAUUACCAUGAGUGCCAAACCAAAUACACUGAUGGAGCUAGAGUUACCUAAGCUCUCACUCUCACCCCUCAUUCAUCAUAGAAAGUACUAGAAAGCACACACACAACUCCUUCACAAACACACAAAGGGAGAGAUAGAGAUAGACACAAAGAGAAGAUGGGUAACUACAAGUUCAAAUUAUCAGAUAUGAUCCCAAAUGCUUGGUUUUACAAACUCAAGGACAUGGGAAAAGCAAGAAAGCAAACCUCAACUCAGCCCAGGAAGAAAAAACAACCUUCACAAGCCUCGACCACACAACCAUCAAAACCAAAGCAACCCCACCAAUACAAUCCCAGAAAGUCUUACUACUUCACAAGGGAACUUAACCCCAAUGACAGAAUCUACACCUCACCAGCCAACAACCGAAACCUCAAAGACACCAAUUCCCCUGAACCCCCAAGAAAAUCAUCCAAACAAAGACUCAAGAGAAGAACUGCAAGGACUUCUAGUUCUAGUUCUUCUCCUAAGCAUAUUGUUGCCACCAACAAUAACAACUCCUCAUCACCACCACAUCAUAGCUCUCCUGAAUCAGAGUACCCUGACCCUGAAUUCAGAACAGACCGUGUUCUUACCACUGAAUCACUGGAUGAAAAAACCAUUCCUUGGUCCAACUCUUGUGCCUGCAGGCUACACCCCGACACCAAGGACAUCAUCAUUGAUGUGGACAACAAUUCCAUAGCCAGAAAAGAUGAUAAGCUAGAAGGGUAUGAGUAUGAUUCCUUAUCAGACCUUGUGCUUCCACCAAUUGUGACCAAGCCAGAAAAAUUCAAUGACUUGCUCAGUGCUGCCAAGAAGAAAGAAUCCAAACCAAGAAGCAAAAUGGUUGCACAUGAAGAACCAAACCUGCAGGGUCCUCUAAGAGUUAAAAUUGUGAAGGAACACAAGAACACACCUAGUAGGAGGUUCUCUGUGAGCUCUCCAGGAGUGAGGCUUCGGAUGAACUCACCAAGAAUUGCCAGCCGGAAAAUUUCGGCACAAGGCCGGAGAAGCGUGUCGGCGGCCGCGGCCGGCCGGAGAAGCCUCUCUGAUAGCUUUGCAAUUGUGAAGUCAUCACUGAAUCCUCAGAGAGACUUCAGAGAAUCAAUGGUGGAGAUGAUUGUGCAGAACAACAUUAGGACAUCAAAGGAUUUGGAGGAUCUUCUUGCUUGCUACCUUUCUCUUAAUUCAGAUGAGUAUCAUGAUCUCAUUAUCAAAGUGUUCAAGCAAAUAUGGUUUGAUUUAACUGAUAAUUAGUGCAGAACAAGUAAGUAGUAACCAAUUGAGGUUUAAGGCCAUUCUAAAGGAGUUUCUCAACUUUCUGUUUCUCACACAAUUUAUGUUCACAUGUAAGUAAUGUUAAUAUCUUGGUUAAGUUAA
Cajanus cajan (pigeon pea) is the source of this 1477-nucleotide messenger RNA. Its product is annotated as transcription repressor OFP4. Gene Ontology annotation, molecular function: DNA binding. NCBI's taxonomy places the organism in Eukaryota, Viridiplantae, Streptophyta, Magnoliopsida, Fabales, Fabaceae. Gene Ontology annotation, biological process: negative regulation of DNA-templated transcription. The record is from RefSeq and is a predicted model, not a curated record.